UUCCCGUCCUCCACCUUGAGGGUGGGCCAGCAUCCCAGGACACCAUGUCAGACUCUGAAGAGGAGAGCCAGGACCGGCAACUGAAAAUCGUCGUGCUGGGGGACGGCACCUCCGGGAAGACCUCCUUAGCUACGUGUUUUACUCCAGAGACUUUUGGAAAACAGUACAAGCAGACUAUAGGACUGGAUUUCUUUUUGAGAAGGAUUACUUUACCAGGAAAUUUGAAUGUUACUCUUCAAGUUUGGGAUAUAGGAGGGCAGACAAUAGGUGGCAAGAUGUUGGAUAAAUACAUCUAUGGAGCACAGGGAAUCCUCUUGGUAUAUGACAUUACAAAUUACCAGAUCUUUGAGAAUUUAGAAGAUUGGUAUUCUGUGGUCAAGACAGUGAGUGAAGAGUCGGAAACUCAGCCCUUGGUUGCUUUAGUGGGCAAUAAAAUUGACUUGGAGCAUAUGCGAACAGUAAAACCUGAUAAACACUUACGAUUUUGCCAGGAAAAUGGUUUUAGUAGUCACUUCGUUUCAGCCAAGACUGGAAACUCUGUCUUCCUGUGUUUUCAGAAAGUUGCGGCAGAAAUCCUGGGAAUCAAAUUAAACAAAGCAGAGAUAGAACAGUCACAGCAUAUUAGAGUGGUGAAGGCAGAUAUUGUAAACUACAACCAAGAGCCCAUGUCAAGAACUGUUAACCCACCUCGGAGCUCCAUGUGUGCAGUUCAGUGAGCACACACCAUAUUGAUAGCCCUGGCCCUGAAUUGGACCCAGGCUGUCUAGGAACGUGUUUUGUCAGUGAUCAUCUCUGUAGUCAGUUCACACUUUCCUCCUGCUCAGUUCCUUCAUCCUUGGUAGCUCCCUGACUGGAAGGAACUCAGCUUCCGGACCAUGCAUUUUGAAAUCUGAAUGGAGAGUCCAUUCUGUGGACUGAGACCGCCUCCUUGCUCUAGAAGAACCAUGUUGCUUCUUUAUGUCCUCACUUCUUUUUUCUCAGAUAUACCAAAA
This is a messenger RNA of Acomys russatus (golden spiny mouse), 992 nucleotides long. RefSeq names its product ras-related protein Rab-28-like. Gene Ontology annotation, cellular component: Golgi apparatus; endosome. NCBI's taxonomy places the organism in Eukaryota, Metazoa, Chordata, Mammalia, Rodentia, Muridae. Gene Ontology annotation, molecular function: GTP binding; GTPase activity. The record is from RefSeq and is a predicted model, not a curated record.